Panonychus citri (citrus red mite) is the source of this 1935-nucleotide messenger RNA. RefSeq lists its product as uncharacterized. The record is from RefSeq and is a predicted model, not a curated record. Bases 1 to 1935 code for a protein of 644 amino acids. NCBI's taxonomy places the organism in Eukaryota, Metazoa, Arthropoda, Arachnida, Trombidiformes, Tetranychidae. The transcript has a single exon.
AUGUGGAAUCAACCUGAUGAAUAUUUCCUGGAAGUAGUUUCCAACUCUUCUAUGGAACAUUUUCCUGAAAAUACUCUAGCAAAAUUCUCGAAUAAACUCCCUUAUCCAAUACAAUUGGAUGGAGAAUGGGUAGUUGCUAUUCAAGAAAUAUUCUAUCCAGUUGAUGUUAAACCGUCUAAACGUAAUUUGACAGUUCAGUUGUUAACUCAUGGUUUGACAGAUAAAUUAAGUAAAGAAAUUGAAAUUGACUCUAGUGAUGAUUUGAAUAUGAUUAUCUCAACAAUCAACAAGGCUUUUAUGAGUUUAUUUUUUUCAGUUAUUAAUGAGACAGAUGUCAAAGAAGGAAAAGUCAAAAGAUCAACUGAUGAUAAUUUUGUAAAUCCUGAUCUAUCUACAUUGACUCUAGAAAAGUUGAAUCUAUUACCCCAACAGGAAAGAGAAAGUUUGUUGCAAAGAGUUAAAAAAACAACUCAAAUGAUCCUUGAAAACUUGAAGAAAGAGAUGUACAAAUACAAACUUGAGUCAACUGAUAAACAGGAAAAGAUAAAUAAACUGAAUUCUUCAUUAAGACAAUAUGUAGAUGAAGUUGCUGAACUCAAAAAAGAGAUUAAACAAAAACAGUUGAAAGAUAAAGAUUUGAUAAAAGAGUCUCAUCAAAACAAACAGCUUAUAGAAGAUAAAAAUAGUCUUAUCAAGCAAUUGGAAGGUCGGAUUGAUGAUCUUCAUAAGAAAAAUGAAGAGAAUAAAAAUAUGGUUAAAACAGUUAAAAGUGAAAAUCAACUUUUGGAUGGAACGAUUGCGCAAAAAAGUAAAGAAAUGUAUAAACUUACUGAAGAAUAUAAAACACAAAACAAAAAUCUUUCUGAUAAAUUGGAAAAACUUCUACAUGAAAAGAUAAUAAUACAAAAAAAUUCAAAUGGUGAUACUAAAGUCGUUGAUGAAAUCAAAAAAUUAAAUGAUGAGAUUGUUAAGUUAACUGAGGAAAAACAGAAAGCUGAACUUGAUUUUAAGAAUCAAAAAAGUCAAACAAAUGUGCAAAUAAAUGAAUUAACACUCAAAUAUAAUUCAUGUAAGCAAACUGAACACAUUCUGGAAUCAAAUCUGAAGAGUCAACAACAAGACAAUCUUGAUCAAAUAAAAAAAUCACAACAGGAAAUUAAUACUUUGAAAAGUGAAAGAUCUAAAUUGAAAGAAGAACUCACAACAAUGACUUUUGAACGUAGUCAAUUGCAAAGUGAAAUUAUGCGUCUACAAGAAAAAGAAGUCGAUUUUCUAUCACAAUUACAACAUGAAAAAGAAAAGACAUCUAAAUUACAACAGGAUACUGAAAAUAACUUGAAGGAGCUUGAAUUAGAAAGGCAAAAACUACAGAAUCAAGAAAAUCUACUUUUAAAGCGUUUGUCUGAGUUAGGUAUUGUUUUAAAAGAUAAAAAGGGUGAAGCAAUAAUUAAUGUAGAUGAUACAAUGACAGUACCUGGUAUAACUCAUCAUGAUGGAAAAAUAAUUGUGUUUCCAGGUCGACAUAAGGAUCGUAUUUUCACACCAUACUUUUCAGAUGUCAACUUCAUUUCUUCUUUAGGUUUUGAUGCAAAUAGCUAUUUGAAUAUGAUAGAAGCUUUCAAUAGAGAUCAAAGAGCUUUUACAGCUCCUAAAAAUUGUAAUUUAAACUUUCGAUCUCAUCUCAUGUUCAUUCAUUCAGAUAUAGUAGAGGAACAUUUUGUUGGUAAUAAGUCUGCUAGAGUAAUGCGAGUAGUGCCUAUUAAAUAUGGUGUUCAAUCAGAAAUGGUUCAUGAAAAAUUCUUAAAACCAUUCUAUUAUCCAGUCAGAUCUAAUCGAAUUGAAGAUAUCAACUUUGUUCUUUCUGAUGAAAUGGGUGAACCAGUGAAAUUCAACUCUGGACGAGUGUUAGUAGGAUUACAUAUUAAACGAAAUUAA